AUGUACGGCUAUAGGAAACGUGUAUAUGUAAGCAGGUCGCAAAAGGCCCAAUCAAACAGGCGUAGAUCUGCUUACACUUUCCAGAGGCGUUGGUAUCCUGGGUCCCUGGGUCCUGAUAUUAUUGUUUGGCGAAUGUCUCACCAUCACUAAUGAUCUUCUCAAAGCA
Messenger RNA from Chondrus crispus (carragheen), 166 nucleotides. RefSeq lists its product as hypothetical. NCBI's taxonomy places the organism in Eukaryota, Rhodophyta, Florideophyceae, Gigartinales, Gigartinaceae. The record is from RefSeq and is a predicted model, not a curated record. The transcript is spliced from 2 exons. The coding region runs from base 1 to 150 and encodes 49 amino acids.